AUGGUCACAUUGGUAGCGGACCUCAUUCUCGCUGAAGAGGAAGCCGAUUCUGAGGAGGCAACAUCCAUCUGUUCGGGUCAGUCUCAUCCUCAUGGUCUUCGGGGUCCCUCUAGUCAAUCAUCUGGGCUUGGAAUUGCUAGAGAUUGGCAACCCUGUCUUGAGGAGCCUUUAGAUUUGCGCUUACCCCUCCUUUUGCCCGAGGACUGUUAUCCUUCAGAUGUCCCUGUCUAUCUUAACAGCAUAACGUCAUUAAAGAAUCCACAAAGCCAACAAUCUGUCUGCUAUAUCCCUGGUUCAUGUAUUACAUUCGACCACAUCUGUGCUACCCGAGACGUUAUUCGCCCUUCCCUGCGUCUGGGCAGACGGGGAGUUACCACAACUGUUGAACAGACAUUUGGUCAAAGGGUUGGCUUCACUCGUCUCUUUGACGAGUUGUUGUGUGGUGUUAAGAAUGGCGAGCCUCACUGA
Messenger RNA from Protopolystoma xenopodis, 468 nucleotides. NCBI's taxonomy places the organism in Eukaryota, Metazoa, Platyhelminthes, Monogenea, Polystomatidea, Polystomatidae. The record is from the annotation of a GenBank genome assembly.